UGAAGUUGAUGGAUUUAGUCUCUUGCAUAUGGAGGAAAAAGAUGUCUUUGCAAUGCUGCCAACCAAAGUUGGGCCAGCGAGAAAAAUAACAGUUCUUGUCAAAGAAAUACAAAGUACAUGUAAAACUAAGGAAGACCAAAAAUUGUCCACUGAUGAAGAAACACCAAGGCAAAUCGUUAAUCAUGAAAUACCCUUAGAUGAACCAGGAACCUCCAAAACUUCGCAUUCAAAUCUUAAGGCAAAGAGUGAUUGUCAGGAACCACAACCAGUGGAGAUGUAUGUCCCAGCUUAUUCACCAGUGAUAGUCUCUCUGCUUGAUUCUGGAGAAAUCAUGAAAGAAUGGGACAAAUUCAUUGAGGAAACAGCCUAUCAUGUACUUUCUGUCGGCAAUUUUGAGUCUAGAGGACUAUAUGCAGACUUCGGACGGCUGAUGACUACUAAAUACCCAUGCAUCGGACAUAAGUCACUAAAAGAACCCUGGACCUUUUUCAAUCAGAAAUUAUCACAAAAGGUUAGAAAUAUUAGGUGGAGGUGGAAUGCAAGGAGCAAGGCCCCUCCUGUGACUGAUGCUAAAAAGAUGAAGAGAGUUCCAGCUACAGUGUUGGAUGAGGAUAUGAAUGUGGAUGAGGCUGAAAAGAAACUGUUGCAAGAAUUUAAGAAACCAGUGAAAUUGAUUGAUCGGGCAUUGGUGGCAAAAGCUCAACGAGCAACAUUUCAUGCAAGGAGAACCUUUAUAGAAAGGAAACACAACGGGAAUUGUGGGGACCUGAUCAAAAAGUAUCCUUUCUUGGGUAUUGUGGAGUUUAUUGAAAAAGAGUUCAAAAUGAUGAAACCAGACCUUCAGAACUAUGCAGAUCGUUGGCUUGAUGUUUUGCAGAAACUGGAUGAUUUAUUGGGGCGAUCUAGUGAUGAGGCAGACGACAGGGAAAACGAUAGAGAGGUUGACAUAUUAGACCUUCUUCAAAACCUUGAAGAAAAGAUUAAGUGCCAACAAAAGAAGGGGACCAAACAGCCUUUAAUUACUGUGUGUAAGAAAAACGACAUGUCACUGAAAACAAAGAGAGAUGAUCCACCAAGGUUGAUGGUUAUUCAAGAUGAGAGGAACAACAUCAUGAACUGUUUCAUAAUUGGAGGGGGAUUAGAGAUUUUAUGCUCUCCUGAUCUUAAGAAAGCUCUAACAGAGCUAUUGUUCUGCUAUUAUGCUUGGGACUUAUCGUACCCCAAAUAUUUUCAAAUUCUUGGUUUUGUACAAUUUUAUAUUUUAGGAGACAAAGAGAACAAAUUUGCGAAAAGUUUCAAUUAUCUCAAAUUUACAAAGGAAUUUGAUGACUGA
Saccostrea echinata is the source of this 1333-nucleotide messenger RNA. RefSeq lists its product as uncharacterized. NCBI's taxonomy places the organism in Eukaryota, Metazoa, Mollusca, Bivalvia, Ostreida, Ostreidae. The record is from RefSeq and is a predicted model, not a curated record. The transcript has 7 exons. Bases 29 to 1333 code for a protein of 434 amino acids.